Lolium perenne is the source of this 768-nucleotide messenger RNA. The record is from RefSeq and is a predicted model, not a curated record. Lineage: Eukaryota; Viridiplantae; Streptophyta; Magnoliopsida; Poales; Poaceae.
AUGCCAUCCUGGGAUGAUGGAGAGAGCAGCGACGACAGCUUGCUGUCCGAGUUCGCUGAUGGCCACGACCUCCGUCCUCAUCCGUCGAUCCCAGCAACCAUCCUAGAGCCAAACUUUGACUCCGAUUUUAGGUGCAAACAUGGCAUGCCCAUAUACAAAUAUGUUUGCUAUGAAGGAGAGAACACUGGGAGAAAAUUUCUGGGAUGUGGAUGCAAGGAUGAUGCAAUGUGUGACAAGAUUCAUUGGGUAGAUGGUCCAUGGCCAGUUGAAUUGGAUUCAACUAAGAAUUACCGGUUGGUUUUGGCAAAGAGGGAUUUAGAGAAGAGGGACUUGGAGCUGCAUAAGCAGCUGGGCAAUGUUUUGGAGUAUGUUGUGGAGGUAACCACUAAUGACUUGGAGCUUGAAACUGCAAGGAGGCAGAAGGCAAAGCAGGAAGUUGCAAGUGCAGCAGCAGUUUUUGCAGGAACAAAAGCAGUUCUUGGACUUGGUGUAGGAGCAGCAGUAGCAGACCUUGGUGCAGCAUAUGAUGCCCGGCUUGCAGCACUUAGAGGAGCCCUUUUAGCAGUAGGAGCCCUUGUAGGAGCCCUUGUGGCAGUAGGACCACUUGGAGGAGCACUUGGAGCAGUAGAAGAGCUUGGAGGAGCACUUGGAGCAGUAGAAGAGUUUGGAGGAGCAUCCUCACCUCUGUAUGGCCUCAGCUGCUGGGUGCAGCUUGUGUUCUUAUGUCCCUGUAGUUUACAGUUGGAGCAGGCACUGGAUAUAUUAUAG